Pseudonaja textilis is the source of this 3375-nucleotide messenger RNA. NCBI's taxonomy places the organism in Eukaryota, Metazoa, Chordata, Lepidosauria, Squamata, Elapidae. The record is from RefSeq and is a predicted model, not a curated record.
AAUCCUUCACGGAGCGUGGCUGCAAAGAAGAGGCCAGAAAGCCAACGCAGGGGGAUAAAGGACCACGAGAUGGAAACGGCAAGGACCAACGGGACCACCGGCAAGCAAGAGGAAACCAAGGCCCCCCCUUCACCCAAGAAAGAGACAGAAGAAGGGAAGAAAUCCAGCAGCCCAAAGAAAGCUGAGAAAGAAGCCAACAAAAACAAUGUGGCGCCAAACCUAGAGACAACCCAACUCAAGAAUUCUGUGUAUGCCGGAGGUGACUGGAAGAGACCGAUCAUCCAAUUUGUGGAGUCGUCUGAUGAGAAGAGGUCAACCUACUUCAAUAUGGAGGUUGGGGAGUCCAAAAAGUCAGGUUUUCCUGCUGGAGGAGAAACUCGGAGGUCCCAGGUCACUUUUCCAGAGCGCGGAGAUUUGAGGAAGCCCCUGUUUAACGUAGAGGCCAAGAAAUCUUUUGGCAAUGAAGGAGAAGGGAAGAAGUCAAUGUUUUCCAGUGGGCAGAUCUCAGAUCUAAGAAAACCCAUUAUCACCUUAGGGGAAACUGGAGAGACCAAAAGGACCAACUUCAACCGGGCCAGUAGAGUACCUUCUGGAAGACCCCGGGUGGUUCUGGAAGAGGUCCUUUGUGACUCUUGCAUUGACAACAAGCAGAAGGCCGUGAAGUCCUGCCUGGUGUGUCAAGCCAGCUUCUGUGAGCUUCACCUGAAGCCCCACUUUGAAGGGGCUGCUUUUCGAGAUCACCAGCUUCUGGAUCCCAUCAAAGACUUUGAAGCCAGGAAAUGCCCCAUUCAUGGCAAGACCAUGGAGCUUUUCUGCCAGACCGACCAAGUCUGCAUCUGUUACCUUUGCAUGUUCCAAGAACACAAGAACCAUACCACCGUGACGGUAGAGAUAGAGAAAUCCGGAAAGGAGACCGAGCUCUCUUUGCAAAAAGAACAGCUGCAGCUGAAGAUCGUGGAGCUUGAUGAUGAAGUGGACAAGUGGCACAAGGAGAGAGACCGUAUCAAGAAUUUUACAGCCAACGAAAAAGCCACGGUAGACCAGCAUUUCAAAGAGCUGAUCCGUGACAUGGAGAAACAGCGUGAUGAGGUGAAAGCUGGUCUGGAUCACCGGGAGAAGGUGGCGGUGGAGAACAUCAAGGAGAUUGUGGAGGAACUGGAAGACAGAGUCAAACUGUUGCAGGAGGAUAAGGAAACCAGGGAACAGAUUGGUCUAAUCAGCGACUCUGUGCUCUUCCUACAGGAAUUUGGAGCAAUGAUGAGAAGCUAUGUUAUCCCUCCAUCUCUUCCGACAUACAGCAUCUUGCUUGAAGGAGAGAACAUGAGUCCAGCCAUGGGAAUACUCAGAGAUGACCUCCUGAAUGUAUGCAUGAGGCACGUUGAGAAAAUCUGCAAGGCAGACCUUAGCAGGAAUUUCAUUGAGAGAAACCACAUGGAAAACGGUGAUCACCGUUACAUGAUGAACAACUUUUCUGAAUGGAACCAGCCAGAUAACCUGAAGAGGUUUUCCAUGUUCCUGGCUCCAAAAGGAGGAAAUUUAGGAGGAAAUUUAGGAGGAAAUUUAGGAGGAAAUUUAGGAGGAAAUUACAACGCUCGAGCUUGGGAGUUUUCUUCCAUGCAAACUGCCGAAGAGACACUUACAAGCGGGAACUCAGCAUACUCCCUGAAAGUUGGCAAUGGAACCAAGAUGCCAUAUCAAUUUCCCUCAAUUGGCCAGAGUUCACCCGGGGAUUUCAGCAAGCAGUCUGACGGCAGCCUCUAUACUAAGAAUGCUUAUCCUUCCAUCGUGAGGCACCAGACGGCCAAGGCACAGCCACAGACAUGGAAAUCUUCCAAGCAAAGCAUGCUGUCUCAUUACCGCCCCUUCUACGUCAACAAGGGCAACGGUGUCACUUCCAAUGAAGCCCCCUGAAAAAAGAUGGUGGCAGAAGAGGAAGACAACUAACUAGAAUGUCCAUGGACAUUCCCGCUAUUGUAUUAAUCAAAGCGUCCUAAUUCUUUCUUUCUUUCUUUUUUUUUUAAGUGGCGUUGGGGUGGGUGGAUGCUCUAAAGGAAAGGGUGUACGUCUCAUUCUGGGUAGAAAUGAGUCCCACCCUGCUCGUUUCGAUCCAUGCUUUGCAGCCCUUGAGAAGUAAGUUCACUCCAAAUAGAUGUUGGUUGACUAAUGAAUCCCCCUUUCCUCGUGUAACUGCUUUGCUCUUACUAAUGCCUUGCCAGUGUUUACUCAGCGUGUUCCCAAGAUAUGUUGGGUUUAAGCAAACAAGCUGCUGCUUAAAACUGUGACUUGAGCAGCCCACUUCUAGCUGCAGGUCCAACUGUUGUUGACAAUUAAUGGAGACUUGGUUGGCCGACACCGUUCCAAGGCCAUCUGCUUGAACCUAGCAAUCAGAAUAACAGAAUAACAGAAUUGGAAGGGAUCUUGGAGGUCUUCUAAUCCAAUCUUCUGCUCAAGCAAGACACCCUAUGCUAUUUUUGACAAAUGGUUGUCCAAUCCCUUUUUAAAAACCCUCCAGUGAUGCAGCACCCAUAACUUCUGAAGGCCAGUUGUUCCACUGGUUGAUUGUUCUCACUGUCAGGAAGUCUCUUCUUCAUUCCAGGUUGCUUCUCUCUUUGUUCAAGUUUCCAUCCAUUGCCUCUCAUCCUGCCUCCAGGUGUUUUGGAAUCAAAGAAUCAAAGAAGUGCACUAAAAAUUAAUGGCUUCCCUCUGGCCGCUUGUCAGGUGAUGGUGGUGGACCUGUAGCUAAAAGGCUCCGUGAAUUGCCCAUCACCCCAAUUUCUCCUCCUCCUGCUGGUUGUUCAAAUUGCAGAAGAAAAAGAGGAGGGGGAAAAAUCCAUAGAAGAUUGAUUAAAUGUCAUAGCUCUGCUCUUCUCCUCCACUGAUGAUGCUGGCUGAUGUGCUUUGGUUCAGCGGUUCAGUUUACAUUUGAGGGGAAUUGUUUUUAAAAGUGUGUGCAUGUGGGUGCAUCUUCCCUCUGGUUUCUUUCGCGUUGGACGCUAAGAAUCAGACCAAGGAUGAUUGGAAGCCUGUGCAAAGUUCCCGAUGGAAAGAAUGUCUUAGCGUUGCCAGGGGAACCAGAUUGGUCCCGAAAUUGGUAUCUAAACUUCAACAUCUACAAGAUUGACAGGAUCUUAACUGUCUCCAAACUUAGAAGAGCUGGAGAUGGUUGGGUGCAUCAAGAAUUUCUUCCAAGGAUAAACUUUUUAAGAAGGGGACAGGGUGGAGAAGUGUAUGCUAUUCUAGAUUACUUCUUUUUUGUUUGUUUGUUUGUUCAUGGCAAGGUUUGUUGUCCAUUCCAGUUUGUGUUUCUGCAAUGAACACAAACCCACAUCAGCACCCUUUGAUCUGUCAGAGUGAGAGGGAACUGUUUAAAAUGAC